AAUCAUCGCAAUCAAUGGUUCCAAAGUUCGGCCUGUCUGAGGCGCCUGGGCGGACCUGUCGUCGUCCUCGCCAUGCAUGCAAAUGCGCCUCCAUUCCACAACUCUCACAACACUACGAAUCGUCGUCUGCUGUACUCCGUAUCCGUACAUACUACAGUUGCACAGUCCCAAGCUGCGUCGUCCUGCAAAGGCUGCAACUGAACAGACCAGAACGAGAACAAGGUGCUACACCUUCCCCCUCCGGAAACGCCAAGUACCCAGGAAACGCCAAUCCGGGGCAGCUCUGUGCCUCGUGCCUGCGUCUGGCUGCUGUGCGCUGUUUGGUUCAUCCGUCGCCCGCCGUCCCACACGAUGCAAGUCGAAUCAGAAUGCGAGUCGAGUGUGCCUGUUUGCUGCGCAUGGUUACCCGACCUCGCGUCACUGGAGUCUUGGAAGUUGGAGGACAGGCCAAGUCGACGUCAAGACGGACAACCUUGAAAGUCGGACAGACAAAGGUGCCGCUGCCCCACGGAGCGCAUUGCAUCGCACCGCAACGAUGCCUCGUCCACCGUCCAGUGUUUCCCACCGCCUCUCGCCCGAAUCCUCGAAUCCUGAGUCUGUCUGUCUGUCUGUCUGUCAGACUGUCUCUGUCCAAGACGCACAUGGACCGAGGUAGGAAGACUUGCCAGCGCACCACCUCAAGCUGCCAAUACCGUCAUGGCCGAAGAGCCGUCUUGUCGCGCCUUCAACGUCUGCAACUGGCCCGUAUUGUCAUUCCUCUUGAUAAACCGUCCUCUAUGAAUACUGCAAACAACCAGGAGACGUCCGUUCAUAUCGGGGCGGCGCAGAGAACGGGCGGAAGAUCUCAAUCGGCC
Messenger RNA from Colletotrichum phormii, 854 nucleotides. RefSeq lists its product as uncharacterized. The transcript has a single exon. Bases 77 to 655 code for a protein of 192 amino acids. The record is from RefSeq and is a predicted model, not a curated record. NCBI's taxonomy places the organism in Eukaryota, Fungi, Ascomycota, Sordariomycetes, Glomerellales, Glomerellaceae.